Messenger RNA from Drosophila hydei, 1441 nucleotides. RefSeq names its product protein commissureless 2 (gene comm2). Lineage: Eukaryota; Metazoa; Arthropoda; Insecta; Diptera; Drosophilidae. The transcript has 2 exons. Gene Ontology annotation, biological process: axon guidance. The coding region runs from base 184 to 1161 and encodes 325 amino acids. The record is from RefSeq and is a predicted model, not a curated record.
GUCGCCACCGCCGGACGUGUGUGCAGCGCCGAGAGCUGAAACGAAAAAACCAAGCCAAGUUAUAAAUACAGACAGAGAUACCGAUACGCAUUCAGUGAAAGUGUGCCGCAGCAAAAGAUACUCUCGUAAUUACGUUUGUAGAUAGAACGAACCCAACGACGAUAUAUAGAUAUAUAAGUUAAAAUGGAGGGCCUGCCACGCGCAUUAAACUACGAGCUGUCGCACGAUCUGCAUUUUGAUCAUUUCGGAGGCGCCGCACAGCAUAUUUUAGAGAACGGCAGGAACGCGGCAGCGGACGCAGAAGCAUCAACGCCCACGAUCAGCACUCUGGAUGCGCUGGCCAAUAGCGAUUUUCUGCAAAAGAUCGGAGCCACCAUCUUCAACUCAAUACAGCUGAAGCAUCACAAGCUGAACGAAGCCGCUGUCCAGAAUUCCAGUGAAAUCACCAUGGACUUCGACUUAGCCGCCAAUCAUGUGGUGCUCGACAGCAGCAGCGUGGAUCAGCUGCAACAGCAGCUGGAGUACGACAAGUUCAUGAACGAGGUGUGGAUCGGCAUUGUCUUCACGCUAAUCUUGAUCUCAAUGGUCUUCUGCAUAUGCUCCUGCUUCCUCUACCAUCAGUUUCGCACCUGGAAACGAAAUUAUCACAACAAUGCGAAUAGCUCAUCGCAGUGCACAAUUAUAGAUAUUGAGGCAUUAAAAUUGCAGCCCGAAGCGGAGGAUCCAGUGCCGGAAUAUACUUUGGUCUCAGGCUUGCCCAGCUAUGAGGCUGCUUUGGAACUGCUGCAUAAAACACCUCAAUCGUCGUGUUUGAUUGUCUAUCCAAGCGUGUUUAAUGUAUUCAAUAAGCAUGAAAGAGCCAACACAGCAACAGCCGAGGUUGAAGCUGCAACAACAGCAGCAGCAACAACGAUAUCGCGGCCACAGACAUUGCCAUUGUGUGAGGCAACAACUCCGCUGCUGCCAACAACCACGACAACAACACAAACAACAGCAGCGGCGACCACACCAACAACAGCAACAUCUACACCCACAUGCGAAAGUAUUAAGCCAAAUUUUGUGCCUAGUUACGCAGAGGUAUUUGGCUUUAUUACUGUCGACGAAAAGAAGAAAUCAAAGACGAAAGACGACUCAGCGAAAGGCCUGGGCGAUAAAUGCUAACAUAUUGCCCUUUAUGGGAUGUCUAACGCCCAGAUCUAGUGUUUAGACCUUAGCGAUACCAACCAAAAUGUGCUCUGUGAUAAUUGUUGCUGUUGUCCGCGAUAUUUUCUGAUAUUAAACGUACUUAGAUUCAACCUAAGCGCUGUGAUUAUAAACAACUCGCAAGAAAUGAUAAGCUACCUGUACUUAUAAUCUACUAUUAACUACGCCGAUAUUCUCGACGAAGAUUUGUUCAAUUUUGAUGCUUUAUUGUUAUUAGUUUAUAAGUAGACAACAAUGU